Molecule: messenger RNA, 1587 nt
Organism: Triplophysa dalaica
Lineage: Eukaryota; Metazoa; Chordata; Actinopteri; Cypriniformes; Nemacheilidae
Gene: mthfsd
Product: methenyltetrahydrofolate synthetase domain containing
Cellular component (GO): cytoplasm
Molecular function (GO): RNA binding
Source: RefSeq, a predicted model, not a curated record
GCGGUUUGUCUCUGUAGGGACACCGUAUGUUGUUCCUUAAAAGCAAACACGAGAAAACUAUAAAUAGAAAGUUUAAUUUUCCUGCGCAUUGCCUAGCGUUGAACGACAAUGCAGCCAGUGAUACAGAUUAAUCAAGAAGACAACAAAUGGGACAUUCGCCAUAAAGUGUGGGAUUACAUUGAGAACAAAAAUCUGGCAAAUUUCCCUCGACCUGUACACAACAGAAUUCCCAACUUUAAGGAUGCAUCUCAUGCUUGUAACAGACUCACAGAUCUGCACAAGUUCAGGUCCAGCAGAGUGGUCAAAGUGAACCCGGACAGACCUCAGGAGCAGUCACGCUUCAUUACUUUAUUUGGGGCUCUAGAGGCCUGUAGUGUGUUGUCAAACUUGGAGGCCUUUACAAAAACCACUGCGGUUAAGGUGGAUCCUGAUAAACCACUAGAAGGGGUUCGAUUAGCUGCUCUGCAGGCAGGAAAAACAUUGCUUGUUCCAACACCUCGUCUGAAAACAGGAUUGUUUAACAAGAUUGUUCCUCCACAAGGUGCAACCAAACAAGUAUUGCAUGUUUGUUCAACUUCACAGGGCAUUAAACAGUUCAGUGUCCCUGUUGGUUUGGAAGACAGUGUUCAGGUGAAUCUUGUCGUGAUUGGAUCUGUUGCUGUAUCUGAAAAUGGUUACAGAAUUGGAAAAGGUGAGGGUUUCGCGGACAUGGAAUAUGCCAUGAUGGCAUGCAUGGGAGCUGUGUGUGACUCCACCGUGAUUGUCACUAUCGUUCAUGACUGCCAGGUCAUGGACAUUCCAGAGAAACUCAUUGAAGAUCAUGACCUCACAGUUGACUUUAUUCUAACGCCAACGAGAAUCAUCCAAACUGAAUGUGAACGGCCCAAACCUCAGGGCAUCAUUUGGUCAAAGCUGGACACAGAAGUGCUGACAAAAAUACCUAUUUUGAAGAAACUAAGAUUACUGGAGCAGAAUGCAGGGAAAGAUGUGACGUUAAAAACACCACCUGCUGGAGAAUAUGAGAAUAACAACUUGCAAGAUGCCUGUCAAAGUAAAAUCCAGCCUGAGCUAAAAUGGGAACCUAAUUGUGAUCCUAAAAGUAAGCAGCAGCAGCAGCAGGGACAUUUGACUUAUGAAGAUGACAAACAUGCUAGAUUUAAGGAUAAGUUGCAUAUAUGCCCCAGCAGCAUUAUAUACCUUGGCGACAUUCCCGCAAGGUUGCGAGUGAGUGAGCUGAAAAACCUGCUGAAAGAACAGGAAGCCGUUCCUUUGAGAAUCAACUGGCAGGGGGCGCAGCAAAGAGCCUUCCUGCAUUACGCUGACAGCGCUAGAGCCGAGCAUGCUCUCCAAGCUCAAAACCUCACUGUUCACGGCAACACCCUGCGAGCUGAAUAUGCCAAGAGUCAGAAAUCCAAAGAAAAGGAGGGAAUUAAGAUAAAAGACUUCCAGGAUGUAAAAAAUCAUCCAUAAUCUAAUAUUGUUAUAUUAUCUUACCUGAUUACCUUUCUACACCAUUAUUGAUGUAUUAUAGCAGUAAAAACAUGUUUUGCAGAAUGACAGUUAAGUCCUGACGAAAAUAAAGUUUUA